This is a messenger RNA of Arabidopsis lyrata subsp. lyrata, 575 nucleotides long. Its product is annotated as 39S ribosomal protein L41-A, mitochondrial. Gene Ontology annotation, biological process: translation. The transcript is spliced from 3 exons. The record is from RefSeq and is a predicted model, not a curated record. The coding region runs from base 80 to 364 and encodes 94 amino acids. Lineage: Eukaryota; Viridiplantae; Streptophyta; Magnoliopsida; Brassicales; Brassicaceae. Gene Ontology annotation, molecular function: structural constituent of ribosome. Gene Ontology annotation, cellular component: mitochondrial large ribosomal subunit.
AUGUUUGGCCUCUCUCUGGGAUUGAGAUUGAUAGAUUUGGUGGAGAAUAGGUGUUAAAAAAAAAAAGAUUUGGUGGAGAAUGACGACGAUAGGAGGAUUGUUAAUGGGGAUUGGAAGAUCAUUCAGAAGAAAGAGAGCUUCUUCUCUUGAUAUUCUCUCUCCCAAAAGAGCUCCAAGAGACUUCUACAAGGGCAGAAACUGCAAAUCUUUGGGUUUCCAUACAAGAAAAGGAGGAUAUGUUGUGCAGCCAAGUAAAUUGCCGAAUUACGUAGUCCCUGAUCUCACCGGCUUUAAGCUGAAACCAUAUGUAUCUCAGUGCCCUUUACAAGUCAACACGAACGAGUCAACCGAAGCUUCCAAGUGAAGAUAGUCAGUCAGAAGAAAUAUGGUUUCUUAAGUCUUCUUCAUUAAGCUUUAAGUUAGGACUCUGUUCUUCUUUUAUCCUUAAUCCUUUUGUGCUAUUCUCAAAAUGGGAGAUUUGGUCUGAUAUAUUCAUGAAAUGAUAAUCUAGAAUUCCAAAAUAAUUGGUAACAUGUUGAUGUGGUGGAAUAUAUAUUCAUUCAUUUGAUAAAGCA